Molecule: messenger RNA, 4468 nt
Organism: Pseudophryne corroboree (corroboree frog)
Lineage: Eukaryota; Metazoa; Chordata; Amphibia; Anura; Myobatrachidae
Gene: ACY1
Product: aminoacylase 1
Exons: 15
Coding region: 85-1302 (405 amino acids)
Biological process (GO): amino acid metabolic process
Cellular component (GO): cytoplasm
Molecular function (GO): aminoacylase activity
Source: RefSeq, a predicted model, not a curated record
CUGCACACCGCACAGCCUGAAGUGCUGACUGUGAGAAGCAGCUGGUGCAGUGGUUACGGGAACCGACACAAAGACAGACAGCAGAUGGAUUCAGCAGCCAGCAAUCCGUCAACCGCACGCUUCCAGGAUUAUCUGCGGAUACGGAGCGUGCAGCCAGACCCGGACUACGAUGGAAUUGUGCGGUUCCUGUUCAAGAUGGCGGAAGAGAUUGGUCUGGAGAGCAAGAAGCUGGAGUUCUCUCCAGGCCGACCUAUAGUCAUUUUCACCUGGAAGGGGACCCAGCCUCAUCUGAAGUCUGUGGUUCUAAACUCCCAUACAGAUGUGGUUCCGGUAUUCGAGGAGUUCUGGACCUACCCACCGUUCUCUGCUCACAAAGACAAAGACGGGAAUAUCUAUGCGAGGGGAACGCAGGAUAUGAAAUCUGUCACUAUACAGUAUCUAGAAGCCAUCCGCCAGCUGAAGUCUGAGGGCCGUCGCUUCCCGCGCACCAUUCACCUUACCAUGGUCCCAGAUGAAGAAAUCGGGAGUAAAGUUGGGAUGGAACUCUUCGUAGAUCACCCGGACUUCCGCGCGCUUAAUCCUGGGAUCACUCUGGAUGAGGGUCUCGCAAACCCCACAGAUGAGUUCAGUGUAUUUUAUGGAGAGAAGUGUGUCUGGUGGGUGACCGUUCACUGCCAUGGAGAUCCUGGUCACGGCUCUCGUUUCAUAGAGAACACAGCUGCCUCCAAACUGCACUCUGUUAUAUCAAGUUUGCUGGAGUUUCGGGAGAAAGAGAAGAAGAGACUACAGUCCGAUACCUCCCUCACGCUUGGCGAUGUGACCACCGUAAAUAUGACGAAGGUGAAUGGGGGGGUUUCCUGCAACGUGAUUCCCACUGAGAUGUCGGCAACCUUUGACCUCCGUAUCCCACCCACUGUGAACUUAAAGGAGUUUGAGGCUCAGCUAGAUGGUUGGUUCCGGGCGGCUGGGGACCAAGUGACCUGGGAGUAUCAUCAGAAAUGCAUGAACCAGCGAAUGACCACGCCAGAAGACCGUAACCCAUGGUGGAAGGCUUUCAGCGACCCCUGCAAAGAGCUGGGUCUGAAGCUAAGGCCAGAGAUCUUUCCAGCUGCCACCGACAGUCGUUACAUUAGGACGGCUGGAUUCGAUGCGUUGGGGUUCUCGCCCAUGAACAAUACGCCCAUCUUGCUCCAUGAUCACAAUGAGUAUUUGAAUGAGAAUGUCUUCCUGCGGGGGAUACAGAUUUACACCCGUAUCAUCGGCUCGCUGGCCAGCGUCCCCCAAUUAGAGGGAGAAUGCUGACACUAGAGGGGCAAGUGACCUGUGAAGAGAGGCCCAUGCUCGGUGCCAUCUGGUCUGCGGCAAAAUGGAGUCCACAGGAAGAGACUGUCAGGUUACCUCAGAGACUAAUGGUUUCACCUCUGACAGUCCUACACAAAAUUAAUUAUCUAUGGUGAUUUACUCAGGGCUUUAAUAAUGAUCAAUCUUAAUGGUUCCUCUUCCAUAAAUCAUCCCCUUCCUGGUUCAGUUCCAUCGUGUUCACCAUUACACCCUCUCACAGGAAUGGCUGACCUGUGGCCCUCCAGCUGUUGUGAAACUACACAUCCCAGCAUUCCAAGCCCCAGUUCUACAAUUAGGGAAUGCUAAAACUGGGGCAGGGCAUGCUGGGAUGUAUAGUUUCACAACAGAUAGAGCAGGCCUGGCCAACUUUCGGCUCUCCAAGUGCCUGAUAACACAACGUAGAGAUACUGCCGCCUGUCCGCAUUCUCCUUCUGCCUCCAUGUCCCUAACCUCCUGUCUCGGUGACUCGCAGUACACUGCCUCCUAUACUGCACAAGAUGGCCGCUGCCUUGCUCUUACGUUUGAUCAGUUUCUGCACUUUCAGCCACUUCUAUCCCUCUCUCCGGCCAUUGCGUGAUUACCUGCAGCCUCUCCUCUACUACUGGGCCUGUAAUGUGGCAGUUAAGAGCUGAUUGGUUGGUACUAAGGGGGACAUGUGAUAAAAGUGGAGAAGUGAGCCAGUGGAUAAGUUGCCCAUGGCAACCAGUCAGCUGCUCUGUAUACUUUGGUAGUAUGCAAAUUAGAAAUGUUAUGUCAAUGCUGCUUGGUUGCUAUGGGUAACUUCUCCACUGGCUCACUUCUCCACUUUUAUCACUGCUUGUUACAUGUCCCCCUCUAUCAUCGUGCAAUGUAUCACUCUCCAAGGCUUAAUAAAUCUGGGCCUUUAUUUGGUAAAAGUGCUGGGAGAAAUGUAUUUAGAAGUCCUUAAAGAGUACACGUGUUUAGAUGUAGCGUUACCUGUUUUCCCAGCACAGAUGUAGGACUGUGAUUGAGCCCCCAGCGUCCUGCAGCCAGCGCAGAGAUAAUGAGGUAUUAACGUUUCCUAACAAUCCAGAUAGCCUUGUAUGGUGCUGCGAGAGCGUCUUCUGCAGCCCGCCCUCCCCCACUGGCCAAUCACAGUCUAGCGUUAGGGUUUAGGGAUUCCUCUCUACCUCUGAAGCUUUGUCCGUCCAUCGCUGCUUCUGCCAAAGAACGUUCUGCUGUCUCGUCUCAGGUUAAUAUAUAAGACAGGUGACUGUACAAUGCCCCCAGCCACACGUGUCACUGCACAGCGGACUCUGCUCCCUCCAGAUCUGACCAUGCGGAAUAAUCACCAGUCUGUCUACAAGCAGAAAGUCUGUGCUGGCUGUCAUUGUGUGUUAUCUAGAAUCCGGCCUGGGCCUCUCUUGGGGUAUUGGUGCACAUUGGGCCACUCCAGGAUUUUGGGUGAACCUCAUUUCGUAGUCACUGGUAGCUGUGCCGCGUACCUCCCACAGUGUGACUGUCCGUAGCGCCUGCUAUCAGGCUGCGUUCCAAGCUGCGGAGACGUUUUAUGGAGCCUGGAUAUAGCUGGAUCAUCCAUUAGGCAGCCUAGGCUCUUUCCUAGGGCCCACUGGGUAAUGAGGGGCCCGGAGUGCCAUAACCUGUUUAUACGGUUUGCUUUAUUUGUGGCAAACAGAAGGGAAGGAUAUCCCAAACCAGUAUGAGGGCUACAUGGGGUGUUAAUCCAUAUCUGCCCCUGGCUGACAAGCCCAUCUCUGUGCUAUCAGGUAAUGCUGCGGGCCGUCAGCGUCUACUAUCGGGUAAUGCUGCGGGCUGUCAGCGUCUACUAUCGGGUAAUGCUGCGGGCCAUCAGCGUCUACUAUCGGGUAAUGCUGCGAGCCGUCAGCGUCUACUAUCGGGUAAUGCUGCGGGCCGUCCGUGUAUAUCAGAUAAUGCUGCGGGCCGUCCGUGUAUAUCGGAUAAUGCUGCGGGCUGUCAGUGUGUAUCGGGUAAUGCUGCGGGCCGUCAGCGUCUACUAUCGGGUAAUGCUGCGGGCCGUCAGUGUGUAUCGAGUAACGCUGCGGGCCGUCAGUGUGUAUCGGGUAACGCUGCGGGCCGUCAGUGUACAUCGGGUAACGCUGCGGGCCGUCAGUGUACAUCGGGUAACGCUGCGGGCCGUCAGUGUACAUCGGGUAACGCUGCGGGCCGUCAGUGUACAUCGGGUAACGCUGCGGGCCGUCAGUGUACAUCGGGUAACGCUGCGGGCCGUCGGUGUGUAUCGGGUAACGUUGCGGGCCGUCGGUGUGUAUCGGGUAACGUUGCGGGCCUUCGGUGUGUAUCGGGUAACGUUGCGGGCCUUCGGUGUGUAUCGGGUAACGCUGCGGGCCGUCAGUGUACAUCGGGUAACGCUGCGGGCCGUCAGUGUACAUCGGGUAACGCUGCGGGCCGUCGGUGUGUAUCGGGUAACGUUGCGGGCCGUCGGUGUGUAUCGGGUAACGUUGCGGGCCUUCGGUGUGUAUCGGGUAACGUUGCGGGCCUUCGGUGUGUAUCGGGUAACGCUGCGGGCCGUCGGUGUGUAUCGGGUAAUGCUGCGGGCCGUCGGUGUGUAUCGGGUAAUGCUGCGGGCCAUUAGUGUGUAUCGGGUAAUGCUGCGGGCCGUCAGUGUGUAUCGGGUAAUGUUGCGGGCCUUCGGUGUGUAUCGGGUAAUGCUGCGGGCCGUCGGUGUGUAUCGGGUAAUGCUGCGGGCCGUCGGUGUGUAUCGGGUAAUGCUGCGGGCCGUCGGUGUGUAUCGGGUAAUGCUGCGGGCCAUUAGUGUGUAUCGGGUAAUGCUGCGGGCCGUCAGUGUGUAUCGGGUAAUGCUGCGGGCCGUCGGUGUGUAUCGGGUAAUGCUGCGGGCCGUCGGUGUGUAUCGGGUAAUGCUACGGGCCGUCGGUGUGUAUCGGGUAAUGCUGCGGGCCGUCGGUGUGUAUCGGGUAAUGCUGCGGGCCAUUAGUGUGUAUCGGGUAAUGCUGCGGGCCGUCAGUGUGUAUCGGGUAAUGCUGCAGGCCGUCAGUGUGUAUCGGGUAAUGCUGCGGGCCGUCAGUGUGUAUCGGGUAAUGCUGCGGGCUGUCAGUGUCUGCUCUCUGUUAUCAUGUAUGGAAAAUAAAGAUUUUAGAUUUUAUCUGUA